GGAAGGCGAAGGACGCGCGUUCCCGGGCUCGUGACCGGCGGGAACCCGCGUCCACACGGCCUCGGAGAGAUGGCUGGCGGCGGGGCCCCGCGCGUCGCGGACAGCCUCCACCUGCUGCUGCUGCUGCUGGUGGCCACCCUGCCCCUGGCGGCCCGGGGGACCAGUCGGGACGCCGCAGCCUGGACCGAGGAGAAGAAUUAUCACCAACCAGCUAUAUUGAAUGCGUCAUCUCUUCGGCAAGUUGCAGAGGGCACCAACGUUUCCGAAAUGUGGCAGAAGGACUUAAAGCCGUUGCUGAUAGAGCGAUAUCCGGGAUCCCCGGGAAGCUACAUUGCUCGCCAGCACAUCAUGCAGCGAAUUCAAAACCUUCAAGCUGACUGGGUUUUGGAAGUUGACACCUUCUUGAAUCAGACACCCUAUGGGUACCGGUCAUUCUCAAAUAUCAUCAGCACCCUCAACCCCACUGCUAAACGACAUUUGGUCCUUGCCUGUCACUAUGACUCCAAGUAUUUUCCCCAAUGGGACAACAGGGUGUUUGUGGGAGCUACUGAUUCAGCUGUGCCAUGUGCUAUGAUUUUGGAACUUGCCCGUGCCUUGGACAAGAAACUUCUUUCCCUGAAGAACACUUCAGACUCCAAGCCAGAUCUCUCACUCCAGCUAAUUUUCUUUGAUGGGGAAGAGGCUUUUCUUCACUAGUCUCCUCAGGAUUCUCUUUAUGGGUCCCGGCACUUAGCUUCAAAGAUGGCAUCGACACCGCACCCACCUGGAGCAAGAGACGCCAACCAACUGCAUGGCAUGGACUUACUUGUAUUAUUGGAUUUAAUUGGAGCUCCAAACCCAACAUUUCCUAAUUUUUUCCCCAAAUCUGCUAGGUGGUUUGAUAGACUUCAAGCAAUUGAGCUUGAACUCCAUGAACUGGGUUUGCUCAAGGAUCACCCUUGGGGGAGGAAGUAUUUCCAGAAUUUUGGUCAUCGAGUUAUGGUUCAAGAUGACCAUAUUCCAUUUUUAAGAAAAGGUGUUCCAGUUCUGCACCUGAUUCCAUCUCCUUUCCCUGAAGUCUGGCACACCAUGGAGGACUCUGAAGAAAAUUUGGAUGAACCAACAAUUGACAACCUAAACAAAAUUAUACAAGUCUUUGUGUCGGAAUAUCUCCAUUUGUAAUACUCUGACUUAGUUCACGGUAAUUGCUUCUAGCAUUGUAUUCUAUAGUCAGGGAACCAUUUAAAAUAAUCAGAUUCCAGACAAAUGCCGUGUGGAAAGUUCUAUCCUAUAGAUAUAUUCUGUAGGCAUCUUUGAAUAUGUGAUCAGUAUAUCUGAGAAUUGUAUUGUCCUAAAUUGCACAUUAAUUUUCAUCUGGAGAUAAAGGGAACAUGCCAGGAAAACAGAAAAUGAAUAGUCUUUUAAAACUUCUUUAUAUAAGAAACUGAGGCAAAAUCAGACUUACAUAUUCAGAAUCAUGGUCUCCGGAACAGUCCUUAAAUAUGAAGAUGAUGUGCAAUAUGUAGACUUAGUUUUAUGAUUUUUCAUAUUUGGGAAUCUAUUGCCUAUAACCCAAAAACAAAGAUGUGGUUUGAAGACUCAAAUUCCUUUGAGAUAUCUAUUUCAUGGAAAUUAAAAUCAGAAUUAAA
This is a messenger RNA of Choloepus didactylus (southern two-toed sloth), 1628 nucleotides long. RefSeq names its product glutaminyl-peptide cyclotransferase (gene QPCT). The record is from RefSeq and is a predicted model, not a curated record. Gene Ontology annotation, molecular function: zinc ion binding; glutaminyl-peptide cyclotransferase activity. NCBI's taxonomy places the organism in Eukaryota, Metazoa, Chordata, Mammalia, Pilosa, Megalonychidae. The transcript is spliced from 7 exons.